GCCAAUCAAAACGCUCCUUUCAUGUUGUCCUAGAGACCGUGGUAUUUCAGUCUACGACUUCCUUAUAUUGACAUUUCAGAGUGUGUUAUGAGAUAUAACCGUCUAACUGUGUCAGAGUUUCACUCGUUAGAAAUACAAGAGCUUUGCUUCGAUCGCACAAGCACAGCAAUCUCCUCGUGAAACAUUUGGUCUCAGUCGGUUCGCCCGCAGCACUUGCGUUCUCUCGGCCGGGAUUCACUCCAGAGAUGGCUGCGAAAGUGUGUAGAUCGGUCCUCCUCCUGUCCCGGAGCAGCGGAGCCGUAGCCUCUUCUGCUUUCCCCGCGUUCGGUGUCUCUUCACAGCGGCAUCAUCAGAGCACAAGAACGGAGGCGCUGUCCAUCUCUCUCGGAGGCCACCAGACUGUCAGGAGAGCACACGGUCUGAGAACAGGUGCCAGGUCUGCUCUCUUCUGCCACCCCAGUGCCACUCUGACAGCCCAGGGCUGGAAGAGCUCCCCCUCAUGGCAGGGUCAAAGACUACUGUGCUCACCCGCUGCUACAGAAGACGUUACAGUGGUGUAUCAGAACGGCUUGCCGGUGAUCUCCGUACGUCUGCCAUCCCGACGAGAGCGCUGCCAGUUCACCCUCAAACCCUUGAGCGACACAGUGGGGGUUUUCCUUCAGCAGCUGCAGGCGGAGGACAGGGGCAUCGAUAGAGUCGCCAUCUACUCUGCAGAUGGAUCAAGAAUAGCGUCCUCGACAGGAAUUGACAUUUUACUCAUGGACAGCUUUAAGCUAGUCAUUAAUGACACAACGUACCUGGUGCAGCCACCCAGGAGAGAUCUGCUACCGCACGAGGAAGUGGAGCGACUGAACGACGUCAAGUUCUUGGUGCAGCAGCUCUACACCACCCUGCGCAUAGAGGAGCAUCAGCUCACCAAAGAGAGAGAGCUGAUUGGACGCCUGGAGGACCUCAACUCUCAGCUCCAGCCUUUGGAGAAGGUCAAGAAGGAGCUGAGUAAGAAAGCAGAGCGCAGAACUACAUUGGUACUGUGGGGUGGGAUGGCAUACAUGGCCACACAGUUUGGCAUUCUGGCCCGGCUGACCUGGUGGGAGUACUCAUGGGAUAUCAUGGAGCCCGUCACGUAUUUUAUCACCUAUGGUACAGCCAUGGCCAUGUAUGCUUAUUUCGUGCUGACACGUCAGGAAUAUAUUUACCCAGACGCCAGGGACAGACAGUAUCUGCUGUUCUUUCAUAAGGGAGCGAAGAGAACACGCUUUGACAUUGAGAAGUACAACCAACUGAAGGAUGAGAUUGCUGAGGCCGAGUUGGAUCUAAAGCCUCUUCGAGACCCGCUGCAGUUGAACCUCCCUGUCCAGCAAAUCAAUGCCAGCAAGGACUGAUGAGAACCUGAAGCCCUUUCUGCCUCUCUCUCUCUCUCUCUCUCUCUCUCUUCGUUCUCUUCUGCCUUUUUGCGUUUUGUUUUCUGUCUCUUUUUAUCCUUUUGAGUUUUCUCUACGACCUCAAUGAAAAACCAUAUCCACAGCAAGCUUCAGAGUUUUAUUAUCCUUUAUAUAUCGUUUCUUUUUAAUUUGGCAAGUCUAUGCAGAGGAGAAGAGAAACGACAAAACCACAUCCCUUAACGGACGGCGAAGACAGAUGCUCUCUUACUGCAGCAGGACCAGCCACUUCAGACAGGAAGCUGAGACAUUGGGAUUGAACCAGUAACGACCCCACGUCUUGCAUGGGAAACAGACUCUGAAAUCUAAAAACCAUCUGCCCUUGGGUUGAACAGUUUUUUUUCCACAUUGGAGUACUGCUGCUAUCCCUAACUCUGACACUUUGCAGAAGAGAUUUCGGGAUGUAGUGCUCUUUUCCGUCUCGGAAAAGAUCCGUUUACCAUCGGAGCCAGUCCUCUUGUGGCUGAAACGCCUGUACGUAACGGCCUAAGCGAAACCUUUUUGAUUUCUUUUCUCGCUUCCUUACGGACCUGUUAAGAGCUGAAGAGCUAAAAUAUCACUGUGUGUUCUAUUAUUCCAAAAAAAAAGAAAAAGAAUGAAAGGAUUUUGGCACUUUUUAUUUUAAAAGCCAUAUUAUGUUUAUGAUGCCGAGAAAAAAAAAAAAAAAAAAAAAGAGAGAGAAAUAAGUAGAAACUUCUCUUCUUUUCAUGAAUCAAUUUGUUUUUAACCAUGCCGCCAGACAUUACAUAUCUGCAGAUGCUCUGAUAUUUUAUUUUCUGAGAACCCCAUCGUCAAACAAAGCUCGGAUAGCUUCUUCAGAAAUAGGUUUACAUGUUGACGAGAGACGCACGUACACGCAGUUGCUUGGCAGAUGGAUCCUCUUUAAAGGUCUUCUCUCUUCUCUAUGAAUCCUCUUUCGAACAUCAUCAAAUGACAUUUUCCCACAGUGCCUCACAGCAUCUGCUGCAGCGUGCUUGUUACGAAACACCUGUUUAUCAGAAAAUGACCCGUCGAACGGUCUUUAAGGCAGGUCACUGUGUAAAAUGCGAUUUUUAUUUAAUUUCUUCUGGAAAAAGGUUCCGGGCGCGAUCGAUUUUCCCAUCAUCCAUGUGGCGUUUUUAGCUGCAUAUAUCUGCCUCGUAUGCCAAGUCUUCUGGAACAUGCAGAGAACGUGUAAUAUAUUAGAUCUAGAAUUAGCGUGUGUUUUGCACACUUUGUGGCAUGCUAUAGAGAGAGAGCGUCGCAUCCUUUGUCUAUAUGUGCUAUCUUUAGCCGACAGGCCUUAGCAAUGAUUCUAGCUGGAUUGAGCUUGAUCGCAGACAUCGUUUUCAUCAGUUUUGCCAUGCAUUUUCAGUUUCAGCUCAGUUAUAUAUACAUAAUGUUUUCCACAAAGAUGGGCAAUCAGACUAUCUAUAAUGGAUGUGAAAUUCACUUGACUCUUGUUGCUCUCUAACAAAACGAUUAUAUCAAGACAAGUCUCGAAAUUGGUUUUUGGGCCAUUAUCGUGACCCAUAAUCCUGUUGUCUGUUUUGGGUUUCUACACACUCAAACCCCCGUGGAGAAAUAGCUCUGUUGUUCUGUAGCAGAGGUCUGCUGAUUAUGCCCGACUGUCUAUGAUUGUGCCUGCGGUCGCCAUUUUUAAGCGUUUUUUUUUUAAGCCAUAUUCAUGUUUGUCUCUUUAUAGGUGAAUGAGCCACAUAGGGACUCGAAUCCUCUUAGCAGCAGCUUGUGUCCAUUCUUACCGUGUGUUUAAAUAUUACAGGGUGAGAUUCCAGCCUACAACUCUUAACAGAAGGAACGUUGCAGAAAGAGUUCCUCCAAAAAAGUUGUUUCUGUGAAACUCGAAAGGAGAAUUUUAGUAGAAUGUUCUCGCGGCUCAUUUCUUUACGAUAUUCAUACUGACAAACGGCGUUAUUCUUUAAAAAAAAAUGUUCAUAUAUUUAUGACUCUAUAUUCCCAGCCUCCUGAAGCCAUACAAAAGUUAAGGAACAGAUUGACAUUUUUUUGAUUCAAACACAAAGUUGAGAAAUUGGGAAGAUUGUUAGUUUAUGUUUAGAAUGACGUAAGGGUGAGCAAACAUUUCAAAGCUACUGUAUGUCUUCAGCAGACCUGGAAUAUAGCUUCUGAUUUAUGGAAACUGCUUUUUGGAGCUUUAAUUUUUCGGAGUAACCGUAAACUAAGGUUUUAAGAAAUAGAACUAAGAACUGUGAAAAUUCUUCAGAUUUUCUGUUUUGCGUUCAUUGGGGAAAAAAAACAGCAUCGGGUCUGGAAUGACAUUAUGGUAAAUAAUAAUAUUUUGCAAUCAUAAUCAAUAAUUUGGAUUUUGCAUGUCUGGCUAAAAGUGUUGAGAUGAUGCCCUUUAACGGUGGUGGUGCACCUUGUGAUUGAACACAGCAAGAUCCAAACUGUAGGUGAUUUUAAUUUUAAUUUUUUUUAAGGAUAGCAGCCUGAUAAUUGCAUUAUGUCUGACCCAGCUGCUUUCAGAGGAGAUUCUCUCUUUUAUCUGAACAGGGUUUAUCGCGCUAUUAUAAAAUGAAACGAAAUUCAAACUGUGUGUCCAUCAGCUGCUGGGUGUAUAUCUACUACUGGAAACAACAUCGAGGCAUAGUGCUGAACCGAAGCAUUAAUCCCCCCAAAAGCGAACGAGCUUUAUAUUAAUGUUCAUCAUCAUAAACCUAAACCUUAAAAUCUGUCCGGUCUAUAAAGGAUCAAUAAAGAAUGUUGACUGAAGGCAGAAUCAAGGUCACUGUGCACACUUGUGACAAUAUGCAGUAGGCGUUAGCAUCUCGUCUCAGAUUUCAUGAAUUUUCUCUUCAUUUUUCGCCCAUAGCAGUCAAAAUAAGCCGAUGCAUCACAAGCAUAAAGACAUCCAUUCUUCCUCACUUACGUGAUGGACAGUCAUAGAUUCAUCCUUUACAAACACGCUCCAAAGUUAUUUCAGGGCAAAAAGUCAGUCUCACUUUCCAAGAUGCCCGGUACACUUGACGGCCCUCGACCCGCUGAACAUCUACAAGAGGUCUUGGGUCUGGUCAUUAUCUGAUAAGUUGAACUUCUUUUAGUUUAUUUGUAGGGUUUUCUGUUCGUUUCAGGGUUUUUUAAACAAUAAUAAUGUAUCGAAUAUAUUGAAUCUAUUCUAAAGCGGGUGUUGCAUGAAUGUAUGUUUACAUGGGGAAAUUAUAUAUAAAUGAAUCAAAAAAGCAAAGAUUAUUAUGAAUGCUGAUUGCAGAUUAACAGACUCCUGGUUCAUCAGUCUUUGUUUUUUCUUUCCACCAAAUCCCUCGCUUUUCGUGAUCCAGCAGCAAGCACACACUUUGGCAGCUGCAAGGUUCUGAUUGGUCAAGGGUCUCCUCUACAUCAUGUCUUGUUUUUAGCCUCUCUUUGCUCUCUCAGUCUCAAUGCUGCUGCUCGACCGCUGCAGUGCUGCCUUUCUUCUGAUCUGAGAACAGAGAGUACGGAAGACCUGACCUUCUCGGGCACCCCUCGCUCCAUCCAUUUGCCUUUUUUUUUUUUUUUUUUUUUAGCUCCUUAUUAUACUCCCACACUGAUUAUCUAUUAGUUACGCGUUUUAUUUUAAAGUUUUCUUUAUGUGCACUUAAAAUAAAAUAAAAUAAAAAUUGGGGGGAAAAAAGGUAAUGGGUCAUGCAGAAUUAUUAUUAUUUUUUUUUUUCAUAUUCUUCAUUUGUUCAUUUUGUCAUUGGCAUCGGAUGCUGUAAUGUUAGAAGAAUUCAAAAAUGACAAUGUAAAAUCCUGUAUCAUUUAUGAAAUGUGUAUAAAAGAGAAAUGUAAUUCAAUUAUCAAUAAACACUUAUCCAGUUUUGGAA
This is a messenger RNA of Puntigrus tetrazona (Sumatra barb), 5260 nucleotides long. It is a transcript of the gene mcu, whose product is annotated as mitochondrial calcium uniporter. The transcript is spliced from 10 exons. The coding region runs from base 246 to 1382 and encodes 378 amino acids. Gene Ontology annotation, cellular component: uniplex complex; mitochondrial inner membrane. Gene Ontology annotation, molecular function: calcium channel activity; uniporter activity. Gene Ontology annotation, biological process: mitochondrial calcium ion homeostasis; calcium import into the mitochondrion. The record is from RefSeq and is a predicted model, not a curated record. Lineage: Eukaryota; Metazoa; Chordata; Actinopteri; Cypriniformes; Cyprinidae.